Molecule: messenger RNA, 2955 nt
Organism: Pedinophyceae sp. YPF-701
Lineage: Eukaryota; Viridiplantae; Chlorophyta; Pedinophyceae
Source: the annotation of a GenBank genome assembly
AUGGGCGCUUUCGCGCCUCUGCGGGGUCUCGCUGCCCCGUGUCGGUGCGUGGCUUCCGCGCGGCCGCGCCCGCUGCGCGCGGCGGGGGCGGUGGGCGGCAGCGGCGCUGGGUCGGCAAACGAGGCCUCUGGCGCGUCGCGCAUGGGGAAGGGCGCCGAGGAGGACCCGGAGCGUCGCAAGAACGUCGCGCUGUACAGGAGCAUUGGGCCGCAGGGGUCGACCGGGACGUACCGGGGCGUUGAAGAGGAGCUGGGCACCAGAGCCUCUGGGCGGCCGCGCGUGAAGCCGGAGGUCCUGUCGCCGGCGGGCGGCUGGGAGCAGCUCCGUGCUGCGGUCGAGAACGGCUGCGACGCAGUCUACUUCGGAGUCGAGGGUCUCAACGCGCGUGCCAGAGCGGCCAACUUCACGCUCGACGAGCUCCCAGAGGUCAUGACAUACCUCCACGACCGCGGAGUCAAGGGCUACGCGACCAUGAACGUCCUCAUCUUCGAACACGAGCUCCCCACCGCGGAAAAGAAAGCCAAGGCGUUCGCCCGCGCCGGCGUCGACGCGGUCAUCGUCCAGGACGUUGGAGCCUGCGAGGUCCUCCGCCGCGCGGCCCCCUCGCUGCCGCUCCACGGGUCCACGCAGAUGUCGAUCACGUCAGGCGAGGGCGCCGAGUUUUCUCGUAGACUUGGCACGGACCGCAUCGUGGUCGGGCGGGAGCUCUCCGCGCGCGAGAUCGCGCAGGUGGCCGCGCGGACGGACGCGGAGAUCGAGGCGUUCGUGCACGGCGCGCUCUGCGUGUCGUAUUCGGGGCAGUGCUGGUCGUCGGAGUCGUGGGGGGGGCGGUCCGCCAACCGCGGGCAGUGCGCGCAGGCGUGCCGCAUGCCGUACGGGCUGAUCGUGGACGGGCGGCUGCGGGAGAUGGGGGACUUCAAGUACCUGCUGUCGCCGCAGGACCUGAUGGCGCUCGACCUCAUUCCCGAACUGAUCGAGGCGGGCGUGACGUCGCUGAAGAUCGAGGGCCGCCUCAAGGGCCCCGAGUACGUCGCCGUCGUCACGCGCGCCUACCGCGACGCCGUCGACGCCGCGUGGGCCGCCCUGAGCAGCGACGACGCCCCAGCGACCGUCGACGGCGCGGCGAUCGGCGCGGCGGUCAUCGACGAGCCGCGCAGGCUCGCGCUGCGCCAGGUCUUCGCGCGCGGGCAGGACGAGCACCACGACGGCCUGACGCAGGGCUUCCUGGGGGGAGUGAAGCACCAGACCCUCGUCGGCGGCGCCGGGGGGGGUGUCGUUUGGGUCGAGCUGCUUGGGACGGAGGUGAAGAAGGGCGACGGCGUGGUGUUCGACGUUGGGGAUCCGGAGCGGGAGGAGGCGGGCGGGGCGGUGUGUGGGCUGCGCACGCAGGGGGGCGCGCGCGUGGAGGCGUGCGGGGCGGGGCUGGUGGGGAUGGUGGUGGAGGGGGCGGGAGCGGCGCGGCUGAGCGAGGUCGAGCCUGGCGCCCUGGUGUGGCGCACCCGCGACACGGCGGUCGAGUCCGCGGCGCGCGCGAGCUUCGACGCCGUCUCCGACGCGGACCGCCGCCGCGCGCCCGUCGUCGCGGCCGUCGAGGGCCGCGUCGGCGAGCCCCUCACGCUGCGCCUCACGGACCCCGCAACGGGCGUCUCCGCGACCGCGGCAACCGCAUCGCCGCUUACCGCGGCGCAGAAGCGGCCGCUCGACCGCGACGCGAUCGCGGCCGCGCUGGGGCCGCGCCUCGGGGGCGGGCCGCUGCGGCUCGCGUCGCUCGACGUGUCGGGCCUCGACGACACCCCACCGGGGGUGUUCCUGCCCGUGGGGGAGGUGAAAGACGCGCGGCGCCGCGCAGUGGACGCGCUCGUCGAGCUGCGCAGGCACCACCCGCGCGCCGACGGCGUCCGGUCGAAGUCCGUCGUUCCCGGGCUCCUCUCCGACCUGCUCUCGGCGCCGCUGCCGCCAGUUGCCGCGGACGCGCCCCCGGCCGUCCGGAUCCUCUGCCGCACGCCGGAGCAGGUCGCGGCGGCGAUCGAGGUCCCGUGGCUCGACGAAAUCACGCUCGACUUCCUCGAGGCGCACGGGCUGGAGGAGUGGGUUCGCCGCGUACAGCGCGCAGGGAAGCGCGCGGUGGCGGCCGCGCCGCGCGUGCUGAAGCCCGGCGAGCAGCGGCUGUGCGACUUCUACCUCGGCCUCGGCGCGGACGCGCUGCUCGUGCGCAGCGCGGGCCUCCUGCAGCAGCUGCACGAGUACGGCGGCCCCGGCGCCCGCGUCACCCUCGCCGACGGCACCUCCGCCGAGGUCCCGCCGCUUCUCGGGGACUUCAGCCUCAACGCCGCCAACUCGGUCGCCGCCGCGCUCUUCCUGCGCGAGGGCCUCGAGCGCCUCGCGCCCACGCACGACCUCAACGCGCACCAGAUCGCCAACCUCGCGCGGUCGCUCCCCGCGGACCUGCGCGCCCGCAUCGAGGCCGUGUGUCACCAGCACCUCGCGAUAUUCCACACCGAGCACUGCGUGUUCUGCCGGUUCCUGUCCAGCGGCAACAGCUACCGGGACUGCGGGCACCCGUGCGAGCGGCACCACGUGCACCUCCGGGACGGGGCCGGGAAGGACCACCUAGUGCUGGCGGACAUGGGCUGCCGCAACACGGUGUUCGACGCGCAGGCGCAGUCAGGGGCGCGGCACCUCGCGGCGUGGGUCGCGGCCGGCAUUCGCAGCUUCCGCGUGGAGCUCGUCGACGAGGCCCCCGACGCCGUCGCCCCCAUCUUGGACGGCUACCGCGCUGUUCUGGAGGGGAGGAGGUCCGAGGAGGAGCUGAUGGCGGCGCUGUCGCGGCUGCAGGACCGCAACGGGCGCGCGCAGGGCGUGGGCGAAGGGUCGCUCGCGGUGCGCGCGGAGCGCGACCGCGCGACGCUGAAUCCGACGGCGGCGACGAAGCGCGCUGCGGCGCGCGCGUCGUGA